GUAGUUCAAUUCCCGAACACACUUCUGAAUCAACUUUCACUCUGUUCACAACUCCUGUGCAGUCCGUGUCUUGCCGUACUUGCGGGUGUGCUGCCAAGUAACUUCGAACUUCGCGGUCCACCAUUGAGAAAUAUUGUGCAACGGAUAUACUCAUUCAUUUUGAACGGCGGUCAUCGUUCGUCAACAUCAGAUUUGUCUAACUAUUCUUCGUCAACCCGACUACGUAUCAAAACACCAUGAAGCCAUUCACUUUUGGAGUUGUUGUUCUCAUUGCCGCCUUCUGCGUGGCCCUUAUCUUUGGUGCCGAAGAACCCGCCAAAGAAAAGGAAGAUGAUGGAGUCAAGAUCUACAAACGGCUCAUCCCAGCUGAUGUGUUGAGAGAUUUCCCUGGAAUGUGCUUCGCUUCAACUCGCUGUGCCACUGUUGAACCUGGCAAAUCCUGGGACCUCGCUCCAUUCUGCGGCCGUUCCACCUGUGUUGUUUCCGAGACUAAUGCAGCUCAACUAUUGGAACUGGUUGAGGAUUGUGGACCACUGCCUUUGGCCAACGACAAGUGCAAAUUGGACACUGAGAAGACUAACAAGAGCGCCCCCUUCCCAUACUGCUGUCCUAAGUUCACCUGCGAGCCAGGAGUCAAAUUGGAGUAUCCUGAAAUCAAGCCAGCCGAUGCUGCUCCAGAGGAGAAGAAGAACUAAGAACCGAUACGGAAGAAGAUUGUACCACACGAAGACAAGUAAAAAAAAGCAUUCAACAUCCACUCCCAACUACCUAUUUAGACGUUUUGUACAGUUGAGACAUGUUAAGACUACUCUGAAGAAACAGAAGGAAAAACAAACGUACUAUCGAACAAGAAACACACCAUAUAACUAUUAGUCAUGUAUGUGAUAUUAGAAAUAUGUAUUUAUCAGAAGAAAAAAAACUCUUAAUUUUGUUUAGAACUCUGUAUUUUUCGUUACAUUCGUGGUUUGAAGCAGAAAAUGGUCAAUUCCUCAAUUGUCUUAUAGUACAACAGUAAAUUCCAUCAUUUUACAAAGUAUCGUCAAUGACUAAAAUUGAUAAUUCAGUUAAAGAGAAUGCAGUUUUUGUAAAUAAAAUUUUCAGUUCUAUAUA
Toxorhynchites rutilus septentrionalis is the source of this 1110-nucleotide messenger RNA. RefSeq lists its product as uncharacterized. NCBI's taxonomy places the organism in Eukaryota, Metazoa, Arthropoda, Insecta, Diptera, Culicidae. The record is from RefSeq and is a predicted model, not a curated record. The transcript has 4 exons. The coding region runs from base 237 to 695 and encodes 152 amino acids.